Ixodes scapularis (black-legged tick) is the source of this 777-nucleotide messenger RNA. RefSeq lists its product as uncharacterized. The transcript has 4 exons. The coding region runs from base 118 to 777 and encodes 219 amino acids. The record is from RefSeq and is a predicted model, not a curated record. NCBI's taxonomy places the organism in Eukaryota, Metazoa, Arthropoda, Arachnida, Ixodida, Ixodidae.
UUAAGCAACGCAGAGUCGGUGGAGCUGAGGGAUCUGACUCCGGCCAGUUCGGGAGAGUACCGCUGCGAGGUGUCUUCCGGACCACCCAGCCUUCAAACCGUGACUGGAAGCGCACAGAUGAGAGUCAUCGAUAGAGAAACGGCUGCGAUAAACAUGGGAUCCCUGGUACUGCUCAGCGUGGAUGUCCCGCAGGCUGCGUUGGUGGGAGGCAGCGCGAAGCUGGAGUGCCGCUACCGCCUUGCGGACGCCAGUCUCUACCCCGUCAAGCGGCACAAAGAUGGUACAGAGUUAUUUCGCUAUCUACCAGGUGACUACCUACCUACGCAAGUUUACCAUCUUCGAGGAGUCACGGUAAACGUUACAGCGAGUGACGCCACAUCAGUGCUGCUGAAAAAGCUCAGCCUGGCCAGUGAAGGAACGUACCGAUGCGAGGUCUCUUCCGAUGCUCCUUCCUUCGCGACCGUUGCAGGCGAACGAGUCCUUAGUGUCAGAGAUCUUCCAAAGGGGGGUCCAAAGAUCGGAGGCUCCCACACGCACUACAGGGUCGGCGACACCGUGGACGUCUACUACAACUCCCCGAAGUCGAGGACAGCGGUCAGCGUCAGCUGGUUCCUCAACGGAAUACCUGUGGUACCGCUACACUUCGUGAUCAUUACUCCCAAUCCUUUCGCCGGUUUCGAGGCUUUCGACAGCAGGCUCCGCUUCAGUAUGCCCGAGGACGGCUUUAUCAAUGGAACAGCGUCGAUGAAAUGCGUGGCAACCAUUCCUUCCGUGUAG